Phascolarctos cinereus (koala) is the source of this 2016-nucleotide messenger RNA. It is a transcript of the gene TIMM44, whose product is annotated as translocase of inner mitochondrial membrane 44. NCBI's taxonomy places the organism in Eukaryota, Metazoa, Chordata, Mammalia, Diprotodontia, Phascolarctidae. The record is from RefSeq and is a predicted model, not a curated record. Gene Ontology annotation, molecular function: protein-folding chaperone binding. Gene Ontology annotation, biological process: protein import into mitochondrial matrix. Gene Ontology annotation, cellular component: mitochondrial inner membrane.
UCUUGAGGCGACGGGUGGUGACGCGUUCCAGCCGCGCCGCGGGAAGGUCACACGGCCUUCUCCAAUAUGGCGGCGGCGAUAAGGGGUGGAUGGUGCCGCUGCUCCCGGAGAUGCCUUGGCAGUGGGACCCAGCUUCUCUCUGGCUGGUGCCCUGUGCCAGUGUCCUAUGGCCCUGUCUAUCGAAUAUGCAGUCCAGGCUUAGAGCUGCCACUGGCAAAGUGUUAUUCUUCUGGAAGCAGGAAAAGUUUCCUAUCUGGCUUGUUAGAAAAUAUCAAACAAGAAUUAGCAAAAAACAAGGAAAUGAAAGAAAGUAUAAAAAAAUUCAGAGAUGAAGCUAAGAAGUUGGAAGAGUCAGAUGCACUUCAGGAAGCAAGAAGGAAAUAUAAAACCAUUGAGUCUGAAACAGUCAAAACAUCUGAAGUAAUUAAGAAAAAAAUUGGAGCAUUCACUGGUACAGUGAAAGAGAGUUUGGAUGAAGUAAGUAAAAGUGACAUUGGCCGAAAAAUUCUAGAAGGCAUGGAAGAAGCAGCCAAAACAGCCAAGCAGUCUGCAGAAUCUGUGACCAGAGGUGGGGAGAAGCUGGGCAAAACAGCUGCUUUCAAAGCCAUAUCUCAGGGAGUUGAAAGUGUGAAGAAGGAACUAGAUCAAAGCGUACUAGGACAAACAGGCCCCUACCGAAGGCCCGAGAGACUUCGAAAACGGACUGAGUUAUCUGGAGAGAAAAUCAAAGAGGAUAAAGUAUUUGAACCCAAUGAGGAAGCAAUGGGAGUUGUGCUGCACAAGGAUUCAAAAUGGUAUCAACAGUGGAAAGAUUUCAAGGACAACAAUGUCGUCUUUAAUAGAUUCUUUGAGAUGAAGAUGAAAUACGAUGAAAGCGAUAAUGCCCUCAUUCGAGUAUCUCGAGCAGUGACAGACAAGAUUACAGAUUUAGUAGGUGGCCUGUUCUCGAAGACAGAGAUGUCUGAAGUUCUGACUGAAAUCCUCAAAGUGGAUCCAGCUUUUGACAAAGAUAAAUUUCUGCAGCAGUGUGAACGGGAUAUCAUUCCCAAUGUCCUAGAGGCCAUGAUUACUGGAGAGCUGGAUAUUCUCAAAGACUGGUGCUAUGAAGCAACGUACAAUCAAGUAGCUCAUCCCAUCCACCAAGCAAAAUCCAUGGGCCUGCAGUUCCAUUCCAAGAUUCUGGACAUCAGCAAUGUUGAUCUGGCGAUGGGGAAGAUGAUGGAACAGGGACCGGUACUAAUCAUCACGUUCCAGGCACAGCUAGUGAUGGUGAUCGGGAACCCCGACGGGGAAGUGGUAGAAGGAGACCCGGAUAAAGUGUUGCGUAUGCUGUACGUGUGGGCACUCUGUAGAGACCAGACUGAGCUCAACCCUUACGCAGCCUGGAGGCUGCUGGAUAUUUCGGCCUCAAGCACAGAGCAGAUUCUCUGAAGACAACUGAUGGGGACCUGCUGGACUGUGCUGUGUUGUUCUCCCAGCAAGGGCCCCACUACUGUCAGAAGCUUCAGGAUGCAAGACCAUUUGGCUCCUGCAGGGUACUUUGUGACCCCCCUUUCCAGGAUCCAGUGUGAAAGGAGGGGGGAGGGAAGACUGGGUACUGGAUGAGAUAAGGACAUGAGAAAUUUCCCCUUGGGGAAUGAAGCUGGCGAGGAGGGGUGGUGUUGGGGAGCUAGUAUAUGAGCAGGGUAACUCAUGGGGUCCCAGGUUUAUGAGGUUAAGACUGUCGCAGAAGAAGCUUGAGGCCUGAUGCUGUCUCCCUCCUUCCUGCAUUGGGCCCAAUAGGUGUAUCCAGGGAGCAUCUCUGUCUUGGCCUGCUGCCUAGAGACCUUCCCUUCUCCCUCUGUCCUCUCCUGUCCCCACAGGCUGGUUGGUUAGUAACUGAGAGAAGCCAAAUUGGGUGCCAAAAGUCCUGCAGAGGCCCAGGAGCCGGGCAUCCAAAAGCAAAAAGCGAAAGUGAGCCGAGGUCCCUGAACACAAAGCUUGCUGAAGAAGUUCGGGGAAAGGGGAAUAUUGGGG